Messenger RNA from Nerophis lumbriciformis (worm pipefish), 4014 nucleotides. Its product is annotated as delta-like protein D. Gene Ontology annotation, molecular function: calcium ion binding. Gene Ontology annotation, cellular component: membrane. The record is from RefSeq and is a predicted model, not a curated record. Gene Ontology annotation, biological process: multicellular organism development; cell communication; Notch signaling pathway. NCBI's taxonomy places the organism in Eukaryota, Metazoa, Chordata, Actinopteri, Syngnathiformes, Syngnathidae.
UCCCCACCCGUUUCUGUGUUUGGAACCAAAUCAAGUGGGGGGGGAAAAACAACAAGGACGACCAGCUGCCUUUUUUUUUUUACGCAAGACUAUUUGGAACUAUUUCCAACGAGGAUUUCUUUCUGUUGAGGAUUAUUUAUUUUUUUCUAUUUUGUUUGUAUGGGAAAAGUGACAGUUCUGACAUAAACGGGGGGGGACAUCAAACUUUCUCCAUGAUUGUUUGAGUUGGGCUGCAGCAACCUGUGGAGCUUUCAGCGCUUGUUUCGAAGCGGCUGUCAACACAAUGGGACACCUGCGCCUACCCUUGCUUGUCACUCUCUCCCUUUUCACCUGCCAGGUGUUGUGCUCGGGGGUGUUUGAGCUGAAGCUGCAGGAGUUUCUCAACAAGAAAGGAGUGACGGGGAACGGCAACUGUUGCCCGGGCGGCUCUGCCCACCAGCCGGGCCACCAGCAGUGCGAGUGCAAGACUUUCUUCCGGAUCUGUCUGAAGCACUACCAGGCCAACGUGUCCCCCGAGCCGCCCUGCACCUACGGCGGCGCGGUGACCCCCGUGCUCGGCUCCAACUCCUUCCAGGUGCCGGAGACCAACGCGGACACCUUCACCAACCCGGUGCGCUUCAAUUUCGGCUUCACGUGGCCGGGGACAUUUUCACUGAUCAUUGAAGCUCUGCACACAGACUCCCUGGACGACCUGGCAACAGACAACCCGGAGCGUCUCAUCGGCCGCAUCACCACUCAGCGUCACCUGACCGUGGCAGAGGAAUGGUCCAAAGACAUGCAGACAGCCGGCAGUACGGAGCUCCGUUACUCGUACCGCUUCCUGUGCGACGAGCACUACUACGGCGAAGGUUGCUCCGUGUUCUGUCGGCCCAGAGACGACGCUUUCGGACACUUCACCUGCGGAGAGCGCGGCGAGAUCAUUUGCAACUCCGGCUGGAAGGGACAGUACUGCACGGAGCCAAUCUGUCUUCCUGGCUGUGAUGAAGAUCAUGGCUUCUGUGAGAAACCCGGAGAGUGCAAGUGUCGUGUGGGAUUUAGUGGACGUUACUGCGAUGACUGUAUCCGUUACCCGGGCUGCCUCCAUGGUACCUGCCAACAACCCUGGCAGUGUAACUGCCAGGAGGGAUGGGGCGGCCUCUUCUGCAAUCAGGAUCUCAACUACUGCACACACCACAAGCCUUGCCUCAAUGGUGCCACCUGUACCAACACUGGCCAGGGCAGCUAUACUUGCUCCUGUCCGCCUGGCUAUACAGGCGCCAGCUGUGAGAUCAAGGUUAAUGAAUGUUCCGGAAACCCCUGUCGCAAUGGUGGCAGCUGCUCUGACUAUGAUAAUGGUUAUAAGUGUACCUGCCCACCUGGUUUUUAUGGCAACAACUGUGAGCUGAGUGCCACUAGCUGCGCAGAUGGGCCUUGCUUCAAUGACGGCCGCUGUGUCGACAACCCCGAGGGGGGCUACUUCUGCCAGUGCCCCAUGGGAUAUGCUGGAUUCAACUGUGAGAAGAAAAUCGACCACUGCUCGUCCAACCCUUGUUUGAAUGGUGCAGAAUGUGUGGAUCUGGUGAAUUCAUACCUCUGUCAGUGUCCUGAAGGGUUUUCUGGUUCCAACUGUGAGGACAGCAGUAGCAGUAGCCUCACUGGACACUGUCUGACUUUUCCUUGUCAGAAUGGCGGGACAUGCCAGGAGGCAGCAAAUAGCUACACUUGCACUUGCCCCCCAGGGUAUAUCGGCAAAAACUGCAGCUCUCCCAUCUCCCGCUGUGCUCACAAUCCCUGUCACAACGGCGCCACUUGCCAUGAGCGCGGCAGCCGCUAUGUGUGCGCCUGUGUGCCGGGCUACGGUGGACACAACUGUCAGUUCCUUUUACCAGAAGUCCCUAACGGUCAGCCAGUGGUGGAUGGACCAGAUAGACGAUAUUCCUCCCUGGAAAGCGAAAUUAUUGACGAUGCCGAUGAUGAUGACAGCGGCUUUCCCUGGACAGCUGUGUGCGCUGGCGUCUUCCUUGUUCUGGUGAUUCUCAUUGGUUGCUCCGUGUUGGUGGUCUACGUUCGUGUUAAACUGCAAGAGACACACAGUCAUCACGGCGACAGCGUCCGCAGUGACAGCCACGAGACAAUGAACAACUUGACGACCACCAACAAUUGCCUCAGAAGCGACAAAGAGCUGGGCGCCGUGAUGACGACUUCCAUCAAAAACACCAACAAAAAGGUGGAUUACCAUUCAGAGCUAACCGGGUCGCUUGGUGGUCUAAGUGGGAUCAGUGGGCUUAAUGGACUGGGCGGAUCAGAGAAGCAUGGCUUUAAGUCUCGCUACUCCAGCGUGGAGUACAACCUAGUCCAUGAACUGAAGCCUGAGGAGGUGUUGCUGUUUAAACAGGAAGAGCAUGACGGGCAAGAGGUUAAAUACGAGAUGACAGAUGAGUCUGACACUGAGGAAAGAUGCAGGAAACGACAAAACAGUGAGGCCUCAGAUGAGAAACAAGCAGAAGAGUUACCGAGCUGCAGUGAACACAAGUAUCAAUCAUCCUACGAUCUGAAUCAACACGCUGCCAGUGAUCUUAAAUACGAAUCAAGCUGUGACAUCAAAUACCAGUCAAGCUGUGACGUGGAAUACCAUGGCGGUGCCUGUGCUGACAGCAAGUACCAGUCUGUGUACGUCAUGUCAGACCAGAAAGACGAGUGUUUAAUUGCCACAGAGGUAUGAUACACAUCUGGACCAGUUUUCCAGUGGUCCUCGCUAGCCCUGAGCAGUACAGCUCAGCAUGUCUCCGGGAGGUUUUACUCCUGCGGUUUGCUGCUGUUUCCUGGAAUUUACCGAAGGAUUUUAGAGCCAAGGUGCUGCUCGGACAGUGCGAGUCAGUGACUAAUGGACAUUGCUGACCUCAAACGAGGAUCUCACUGUCAAAGCACCUGAAGACGUUGUGCAGGCAUUGUACAAACCGGAAUCAAUGCUGGACUAGGUGCCCCUGCAGUCUUCGCAAGAGCUCCAAACUUAAAUAUUGGCAUCGAGAUGGAUUUCAUUCUUUGUCUCCUGAUUUAAAGGGCGCGUUGACAUGGACGUUGACACAUGAAAUUGUAGUACCUUGGAGUACUGAUUGAAUGAACAUAGUAGUACCAUUGGAGUACUGAGAACUUAAGUGUUGUAGUGCUGUAAUGUGCUAUGGUUAUUAAAUUACAAAGCUGUCAUAAAUGACUUGUAUGUACUGUACAGUGCUGCAGAGGAGAGUUUGUAGUCAUGGUAAAUGUGUUCCGAUUACACAUCUUUAUCUUUGCAGCAUCGACAGACGAUGUCAGCUGAGCUGGUUCUCAGCAGAACUGAAAACUCCAGUAGUGACUGCAAAUUGAUCCAACAUGGAUCCUGUUGGGCCAUACUGGCCCCCGAACGUGUGGAUAGACAGCGCAAUGUUUUUGGUGACUUGGGAAACAUUCAUUAUGACAGAAUUUAUGAGCAAAAAGUAGCUGAGAGUAAUACCAGUACAUCAAUCACCAUUUUCAAGUUGUUUGUCCCAACCUCUAAAUGCUAUUGUGUGUCUAAGUCGAGCUAUGAAGGAGCCCUCCGAACUGCCAAGACCUCAUUGCACUAUGGAGGUGUGUAUGUGUGUGUGUACGUGUGUAUAUGAGUGUGUGUGAGCACAGACGAAGUGUGCUGAUCUCCAUGUCUUCCACUCAUCAUCAUUUUACCGCCAUCACCCUCCCCUGCCCAUCACUGGUUAGCAUCAUACGGUUCUUGUUUUUUAAUGUUAUCUUUUAUUCUUGAAACAAAGAUGGUCUUUUAAUUUAAUAAUGCUAUUUGUGUUCCAAUUUUGGUGUGAUAUUUUGUGUUAUAAUUUAAGUUUUGGAUUUGUUUUUUUAUUUUUAUUUGACAGAUAAUGUAUGUAUGUAUGUAUGUAUGUAUGUAUGUAUGUAUGUAUACAUGGAUGUAUGUAUGUAUGUGUUAGGCACUUGAGACCACUGUGACUGUGUUGUAUUUAAGAGAGAAGUCGUAUGUACAGAGCCUGUCAUUUUUAUUACUGGAAA